UGAGUGAAUGGAGGAGCAGAGGAACUAUACCGGACUGAGAGCACCAAGAACUUCACCUUUCUCCACUUAACCAGGCUUUUACUCCAUCUCUUUCCUCAUUCACUCCAAACUCAAACAAGCUUCAUGUGAGCAAGGCGGGGGCAAACCAACAACAAAUCACUUCUUUUCCCUUCUUUCACCUUCACAGUGCACUUCUCCACUACAUCACCUUUAGUUUUUUUGUUGCUUUUUUAAUUUACUGGUACCAUCUUGGAUACUUUGGCUUAAAGCACCGCUUCACAAGGGCACGUCUUUUCCUGAAGUCUCACCAACCGGCACCAAGAUUUUCUUCUGCCAACUUUACCGCACGUCAGGGAACCAAUCCACCGACAGGGAGAAUUAUUUAAAAAAAAAAAAAAGAUAGAUUUUUUUCCUUUGCAAAAAGAAGCAUUAAAGUAACGCAAUGAGUCUCAAAUCAGAUUCUGAGCAGAACAACAAUGUAUCAUUAGAGGAGGAGGUACGAACACUCUUUGUCAGUGGCUUGCCAGUAGACAUUAAGCCCCGGGAGCUGUACCUGCUGUUCAGGCCAUUUAAGGGAUAUGAAGGCUCACUUAUAAAAUUAACCUCAAAGCAGCCUGUUGGCUUCGUUACCUUUGAUAACAGGUCCGGGGCUGAAGCAGCAAAGAGUGCAUUAAAUGGCAUUCGCUUCGACCCUGAGAACCCCCAGACGCUGCGUCUUGAGUUUGCUAAGGCGAACACUAAGAUGGCAAAGAGUAAGCUGAUGGCCACGCCAAACCCCUCGAGCCUGCACCCAGCUCUCGGGGCUCACUUUAUUGCACGCGAUCCAUAUGACUUGACUGGCGCCGCGCUGAUUCCAGCAUCUCCAGAGGCGUGGACACCAUACCCACUGUACACCACUGAGCUGACCCCUGGCCUCCCCCAUACAGCCUUCACUUACCCUGCAGCCGCCGCUGCUGCCGCUGCCCUGCACGCCCAGGUGAGGGACCCUCUGAUGCGCUGGUACCCCACACCCUCUGACACUUCACAGCCUGGAUGGAAAUCCCGCCAGUUCUGUUAAAUAUUUAAUGCCUAGCCGUACCUGAGAGUUCCAAGUCCCCUCCUUUUCCACAUGGAACAAGAUGUACUUGUCUCGACAUUUCAUUCAGUCUGCUUUAUUUAAAAUAUAAAUGAUGUAUGAAGGACUUUACUGUUAUGGAGAAGUAGUUUCUCUAAAGGAUUCAAGCACAGGACAAAACAAGAUGUUGAUUACAGCUAAGGCGGCGUGGGCUAAUGGUACAGUAUUUACAUUUUCAUCGUGUGCAAGUUGAAAUAUUCUAGCUGCUCUCUGUUUGUGGUGUGUGUUUCAGGGGAGUGGAUAAGCAUUAUGCAUGAUAAAAUGUAGUUAAUGGCAUGACUUUAGAAUGAAAAGUUGUGUGUCUGUUUCAUUUUCUCUUUUUCCCUUGUGAUGGCAUUGUGAGAAGAGUUUGUCAGCUCUUUCUCUUGCUUCAGUGAAGUGUUUGACUUGCUUUUUACCUGUGUGAUGAUAGUAUCAACAUGUAGGCCUCUACAAGUAUAAUUUGUUUCUGUGUGUUUUGGAUAAAUUCCACAUGCACUGGGUUUUUUUCUUUCAUAUUUUGUUAUACCUUGACUGUAAAAUUGUCUAGAGUGAGCAAAUCGUUCCGAGAUGCUUCUCUUUUCAAUCUGUUAUAUAUACAAUGACCCUGGUCUGCCUAAAUACUGGUAUCUGUGUUUGUUUAAAGUAUAUUUGAACAAAAAAAGUACAAGUAUUUUUGUACAUUUGUGUCAUAAUGGAUAUUUAUGCAGUUUGUGAAAUUAAAUAAUUAUAUCUGUAUAAGAUGUUAAGUCUACCCUUGUGGUGUUUUGGUGUUGUUUUGUCUCUGUCCUGUUUGAAGUAGAAAAGUGCAAUUGUUUUGUGUUGCUUGGUGUUGAUUAAUGAUCUACCCAAACUGUGGAUAUAUUAAGUUUAUUAAGUGAACUGCUAAGAUGAGAUUGCUGUUUGAAAAAAAUAAAGGAAAACAUGAUUUUUUUUUUUUCUUUGAGAAUGUUAACUGGAUAAUAAAUAGAUUGAUCUGA
Trichomycterus rosablanca is the source of this 2073-nucleotide messenger RNA. It is a transcript of the gene rbpms2a, whose product is annotated as RNA binding protein, mRNA processing factor 2a. The record is from RefSeq and is a predicted model, not a curated record. Lineage: Eukaryota; Metazoa; Chordata; Actinopteri; Siluriformes; Trichomycteridae. The transcript is spliced from 8 exons. Gene Ontology annotation, molecular function: mRNA binding; protein homodimerization activity. The coding region runs from base 443 to 1057 and encodes 204 amino acids. Gene Ontology annotation, biological process: negative regulation of smooth muscle cell differentiation.